Musca domestica (house fly) is the source of this 1787-nucleotide messenger RNA. RefSeq names its product 3,4-dihydroxyphenylacetaldehyde synthase 2 (gene amd). Bases 144 to 1667 code for a protein of 507 amino acids. The transcript has 3 exons. NCBI's taxonomy places the organism in Eukaryota, Metazoa, Arthropoda, Insecta, Diptera, Muscidae. Gene Ontology annotation, biological process: amino acid metabolic process; catecholamine metabolic process. Gene Ontology annotation, molecular function: pyridoxal phosphate binding; aromatic-L-amino-acid decarboxylase activity. The record is from RefSeq and is a predicted model, not a curated record.
UUAACCGGUGAACAUCUUACCUGCAAAGACAAAAGAAAGUAGCAGCAGCAGAAGACGAAAACUGUUAUUAAAAAAGCAAUUUAAAAUAAAUAAAAUAAAAAAGUGUUGAAAGUAUAAAACCGUAAAUCAAGAAAAGUUGAAAAAUGGAUGCAAAAACCUUUAGAGAAUUUGGCAAAGCGGCCAUAGAUUAUGUUGCCGAUUACAUGGAGACCAUUAGAGAAUGUGAUGUCUUGCCCUCCGUCGAACCCGGCUAUCUGUUCGAUUUGUUACCCAAAGAUAUGCCUGAAAAUCCCGAGGAUUGGCAGUCGGUUUUGAAGGAUGUGGAUCGUGUCAUCAAGCCCGGCAUGACCCAUUGGCAGUCGCCCAACAUGCAUGCCUAUUAUCCCACAGCCUCAUCAUUUCCCUCCAUUGUGGGUGAUAUUUUGUGCAAUGGUUUCAGUGUCAUCGGUUUCAGUUGGAUUUGCAGUCCAGCCUGUACGGAAUUGGAAGUCGUAGUAAUGGAUUGGUUGGCCAAAUUCCUGAAACUGCCACAACAUUUUCUACACAGCACCGAGGGCCCAGGCGGUGGUAUUAUACAAGGCUCCGCGUCUGAAGCCAUUUUGGUGGCUGUUAUGGCUGCCCGUGAACAGGCGGUAAAGAACAUGAAACAAUCCCAUCCUGAGAUGAGCGAAAGUGAUAUACGUGGCAAACUUAUUGCCUACUCGAGCGAUCAAAGUAACAGCUGUGUAGAAAAGGCUGGAGUCCUGGCUGCUGUACCCAUGCGUCUGCUUUCGGUGGGUGAUGAUUUAAUCUUUAACGGCAGCAUUUUGGAAAAAGCCAUUGAAGAGGAUAAGGCCAAGGGUUUGAUACCCAUUAUAUGCAUUGCCACCAUGGGCACAACGGGCACCUGUGCCUUCGAUGACAUUACCUCUCUGGCGCAGGUUUGUAAUCGCAACAAUGUCUGGUUACAUGUUGAUGCUGCCUAUGCUGGGUCCGCCUUGGCUUUGGAUGAAUUCUCGGAACUAAGAAAUGGCCUGGAAUUGGUGGACUCUUUGAAUUUCAAUCUACACAAAUUCCUAAUGGUGAAUUUCGAUUGUACCGCCAUGUGGCUGAGGGAUGCCAACAAGGUGGUGGAUAGCUUUAAUGUGGAUCGCAUCUAUUUGAAACACAAAUAUGAGGGUCAGACACAAAUUCCCGAUUUCAGACAUUGGCAAAUUCCAUUGGGUCGUCGUUUCCGUGCCCUGAAAGUUUGGAUUACCUUCCGCACUGUGGGCGCCGAGGGCCUCAGAGCCAAUCUACGCAAACACAUUGCCUUGGCUGAACGUUUCGAGAAGAAACUCUUGGCCGAUCCCCGUUUCGAAAUGGUUACCAAGCGUUGUUUGGGUUUGGUAUGCUUCCGUCCAAAGGGUGAUAAUAAGCGGACCACAGAUUUGUUGAGUCUCAUUACGGAACGCAAGAAGAUCUAUAUGAUCCAGGCCAAACAUCGUGAUCAACAUUUCUUGCGUUUUGUCGUCUGUGGCAUGGACCCGAAGGAGGAAGAUGUCGAUUUUGCCUGGCAAGAAAUUCAAACCCAAAUGGAUGUGGUGUUGGACAAGAAACUUGUGUCGGCUGUUAAGGCCGAUGUUAAUUCGAUAAGUCAACAGUUUUCAAAGGAGUUGAACAUAUCAAAUUCGGAGAAGUCGAAGUAGGAUUUUUAAGGAUUAUUUUCUUUAUUUUUAAGAGACAAUGAUAUUUUUUGUAAUUUAUUUGUUUAAGUGUAAAAUAUUUAUGUGUAGAAGAUAUGAAUAAAAUAAAAUCGUUAUAGUAAU